Pyrus x bretschneideri (Chinese white pear) is the source of this 2513-nucleotide messenger RNA. RefSeq names its product pentatricopeptide repeat-containing protein At5g42310, chloroplastic. NCBI's taxonomy places the organism in Eukaryota, Viridiplantae, Streptophyta, Magnoliopsida, Rosales, Rosaceae. The record is from RefSeq and is a predicted model, not a curated record. Gene Ontology annotation, molecular function: protein binding. The transcript is spliced from 5 exons. Bases 21 to 2159 code for a protein of 712 amino acids.
AAUUCAAAGGAAGUGUAAAGAUGAUGCUUCUGCCAGUGCCAGGUUCGACUUGCUUCCCUUCCAUUCAAUUGGCUUCUCCGACACUCAUCCGCCACCACCACCAUGUCUGGCCUCUGUCUGCCACCGCAGCCGCUGCCGUUACCAAUUCAUCCGAACCCCAUCUGCCCCCAAUUCCAUCUUCCUCAACUACGAAUCAUUUAACCUCAACCUCGAGACGACGCCGCUUUGGGGACGACCAAGCUGCCGCUUCCCCCUAUGACUUUGGCCCCCUCCUCACCUUCCUAGCCAACUCAUUGUCAUCCGAUGAUGAUUCCGCCUCCUCCUCUUCCUCCUCCUCCUCCUCCUCCUCCUCCUCUCCAACCUCACUCGACCCGUCCGAGUUCCAGCUGGCCCAGUCCUACCGCGCUGUCCCUGCCCCACUCUGGCACUCCCUCCUCAAGUCCCUCUGCGCCUCCCACUCCUCUUCCGACAUUGGACUUGCCUACGCCGUCGUUUCGUGGCUCCAAAAGCACAACCUCUGCUUCUCCUACGAACUCCUCUACUCCAUCCUCAUCCACGCCCUCGGCCGCUCCGAGAAGCUCUACGAGGCUUUCUUGCUCUCCCAGCGCCAAUCCCUUACUCCCCUCACCUACAAUGCUCUCAUCGGCGCCUGUGCUCGCAACGGGGACCUCGAGAAGGCCCUCCAUUUGAUGUCCCGCAUGCGCCAGGACGGUUACCGCUCCGACUUCGUCAACUACAGCUUGAUCAUUCAGUCCCUCACCCGCUCCAAUAAGAUUGAUUCCCCAAUCAUGUUCAAGCUCUACAGGGAGAUUGAGUCCGAGAGCAUUGAGAUUGAUGGCCAGCUCUUCAACGACAUCAUUGCUGGUUUCGCUAAGGCUGGCGAGGCCUCCCAGGCUGUGCACCUUCUGGCCAUGGUCCAGGCCACUGGCUUGAGCCCCAAAACUGCCACUCUGGUUGCUGUCAUCUCAGCCUUGGGGAAUUCCGGCAGGGUAGUUGAAGCUGAAGCUAUCUUUGAGGAAAUGAGAGAAGGAGGAUUGCAACCCAGGACUAGGGCUUACAAUGCCCUCCUCAAAGGCUAUGUGAAGGCAGGCCAACUGAAAGAUGCCGAAUCCAUCGUGUCCCAGAUGGAGAAGAGCGGUAUUUCUCCUGAUGAGCACACUUACAGCCUGCUCAUUGAUGCCUAUGCGAAUGCAGGUAGGUGGGAAAGCGCAAGAAUUGUGUUGAAAGAGAUGGAAGCUAGCAAUGUGCAGCCUAAUUCCUAUGUUUUCAGCAGGAUUUUAGCCAGCUACCGUGAUAGAGGGGAGUGGCAAAAGUCGUUCCAAGUUUUGAGGGAGAUGAAGAGCAGUGGAGUAAGACCCGAUAGGCAUUUUUACAAUGUCAUGAUUGACACUUUUGGAAAGUCCAACUGUCUUGAUCAUGCUAUGGCUACCUUUGAAAGGAUGCUAUCUGAGGGAAUCCACCCGGACACCGUCACCUGGAAUACACUUAUAGAUUGUCAUUGCAAGUCAGGCCACCAUAUAAGGGCGGAGGAGUUGUUUGAGGAAAUGCAGCAAAGUGGGUGCGCCCCUUGCGCCACCACCUAUAACAUCAUGAUCAAUUCCUUUGGGGAGCAGCAAAGAUGGGAUGAGGUGAAAGGCUUGUUGGGGAAGAUGCAGUCUCAGGGUUUACUGCCUAACAUAGUUACCUAUACCACAUUAGUUGACAUUUAUGGAAAGUCGGGGAGAUUUACUGAUGCAAUAGAGUGUUUGGAGGUUAUGAAGUCUGCAGGCAUGAAGCCAUCCCCGACGAUGUACAAUGCCCUAAUUAAUGCCUAUGCACAAAGAGGUUUGUCGGAGCAAGCACUGAACGCAUUUAGGGUAAUGAGAGCAGAUGGAUUAAAACCCAGUCCCUUGGCUCUCAAUUCGUUAAUCAACGCAUUUGGUGAAGAUAGAAGGGAUACUGAGGCCUUUUCUGUGUUGCAGUACAUGAAGGAAAAUGACCUGAAACCAGAUGUAGUUACGUAUACUACACUUAUGAAAACCCUUAUCCGUGUUGAUAAAUUUUGUAAGGUUCCAGCAGUGUAUGAAGAAAUGAUUAUGUCUGGCUGCACUCCAGAUAGGAAAGCUAGGGCAAUGUUACGGUCUGCGCUGAAAUACAUGAAACAGACACUCAGAUCCUAAAUGACAUGAUUUGAGUCAUACAGCCACAGUUAAAUGUGUUCACCUAUUAUUUUGGUCUGGUCAGGUCUGAUACGAAGGAAUGAUGAUUCGCACUGGCCAUCGUGCAAGAAUAUCAAGGGCAAUCGUGUUCCGGAGUUUGGGAACGAUGACACUGAGCACACCCUAGUGACAAACACAGGAACAACUGAAGAAAUACACCCCCUUUACCAUUACCAUUACCUCACUCAAAUUUUAGGUUGCAACUGUUUUCCAUAAGCACGGCUGCACCAGAAAAAAUGUGAUUCAUUGCUUGUAUCCUGUAAAAAUUUGUCCGAUUAUUUUUCAUCAUAAAGUAGAAUGUAAUUAUAAAACUAA